AUAAAGAGCUAACUGAGCCUGUGUUACUCUUUGAAAACAUUUUCUCGCCGCAGAUUUUCAGCAACCAAACGGCGAACUUUCACUUUUUUCUUACCUCAUGUACUGAUUUUUGGGUUAGGGUUUGGAAUUUGAUUCUCUUCUCACUUAAAUUUAAAAACUUUCAUCUUGUAUUUGUAUCGUAUUUAUUCUGAUACUGUUGUAGUUGGUUUGAUUACAGCUUCCACUUUCUCUGCUUAAAAACAGUGCAAGGCCACCUUAUAGUAAAACAGGAUGACAGGUGCAGUAAAAAGCUUGUAACUUGCUGCAGAGUUGAGGUGGCUGGAAAUUAUUGUGGACUGUUUAUUAAUGUAAAAUUGUUCCAAAUCCCAAUUAUAAGAUUUUUCCCUUGGAAUUUCUCCAGAAAACAAAGGCUAAUACAGUCUGUAUAGUGAUACUUUGAAGCUUAAUCCACACUCCCAUGGUACCAAUAAAUCAACAAGUUAUGACUACUGCAACAAUUUUCAGUAUAAAAACAUGGUUUUCUUUUAUUGCUGGAAGAAUAAUAGAAAAACUGAAAUCAUAAUAUGAAACAAAAUAUUUGUCUUUUAUGUUUAUCCAUAACAGUUAUGUUCUGACCUCACGGGUCUUUUCCAAAAAAUAAAAUAGGAGAGGGGCAGUAUACACAUAACACACAGAUGCUAGCAUUCCCCCACUCGAAAUUACUACGCUAUGGGUUGUUUGUUAUUUUGAUAUAUUUAUUGAGGAUAUGAUAUAUUUUAUAUUUCAAUGAUUCAUUCAAUCCUCUAGAGGGGUAAUUGCAAAUUGACAAAUAUCCAUGCAAUCAGUCAGUCAGUCAUCACUAUCUGAGAGUGGACUCUGAGUUUAGUUAUAUAAUAUAUUUUACAAGUAGCUUAGCUUAGCUUUUAGCUGAACUGAAUAGCUCACCCUUAUCAUCAAAGCUCAAACACCGUUGACGUCACAAAAUGGCCGAAAUCAAAGCCGAUACGACCACUCACCACCAACAUCUCAACGUGUCGGAACCCGAUAUUUCGGACCACAAGCCUUCCAAGCCGAAACGUGUCGCUUCCCUCGACAUCUUUCGUGGCCUCACUGUUUCGCUGAUGAUUUUGGUUGACGAUGCUGGUGGAGAGUGGCCUGUGAUUGGGCAUGCGCCAUGGAAUGGCUGCAACCUUGCUGACUUUGUAAUGCCAUUCUUCUUGUUCAUUGUGGGCAUGGCCAUUGCACUUUCUCUCAAGAGAAUACCAGACCAACUUUUAGCUGUCAAGAGGGUGAUUCUUAGAACUCUCAAGCUUCUGUUCUGGGGUCUCCUAUUACAAGGAGGUUUCUCACAUGAUCCUGACAAAUUAACAUAUGGUGUUGACAUGAAAGAAAUAAGAUGGUGUGGGAUUCUCCAGAGAAUUGCUCUUGCAUAUCUGGUAGUGGCUUUGAUAGAAAUUUUCUCCAGAGGUGCACAAACCAAAAAUAUGGCACCCAGCAGGUUCUCCAUAUUCAAAUUAUACUAUUGGCAUUGGCUGGUGGCAGCAUGUGUUCUCACUAUUUACUUUGCUGUAAUUUAUGGGACAUAUGUUCCUGAUUGGCAAUUUACUGUCCUUGACAGAGAGCGUUUUGAUUAUGGGAAAAGUUUCACUGUAACUUGUGGCUUGAGAGGAAAACUAGAUCCUCCUUGUAAUGCAGUAGGAUAUAUUGAUAGAGAAGUGUUGGGAAUCAAUCACAUGUAUCCGCGUCCAGCUUGGAAAAGAUCUAAAGCUUGCACUGAGAAUUCCCCAUAUGCAGGACCAUUUCGACAUGACGCUCCAUCAUGGUGCCAUGCUCCUUUUGAACCUGAAGGAAUUGUAAGCUCUAUAUCUGCAAUUCUCUCCACAAUCAUUGGAGUACAUUUUGGUCAUGUGCUUAUACAAAUGAAGGGUCAUCCAGCCAGACUGAAGCAUUGGAUCCCAGCGGGCUGUGCUCUCCUCGUCUUAGGAAUCAUUCUUCAUUUCACUCACGCAAUUCCUUCAAACAAACAGCUAUAUACAUUUAGCUAUGUAUGUAUAACAUCUGGAGCAGCAGCUUUGGUGUUUUCAGCCUUCUACAUUCUGGUUGAUAUCUGGGGUAUAAAAUACCUGUUCCUGCCACUGGAAUGGAUCGGCAUGAACGCUAUGCUUGUGUAUGUUAUGGCAGCUGAAGGCAUCUUUGCAGGAUUCAUUAACAGGUGGUAUUACGAGGACCCCCAUAACACGCUAUUUGAAUUGACUUGUGGCAUGGGCAGAUAUAUUGGAUUCAAAAGCACAUUUUCGUGGGGGUUUGGCAUUCGAGGAGAGUAGGCAUUCUGCUCUACGUCCUUUUUGCAGAGAUCUUAUUUUGGGGCAUUGUUGCAGGCAUUUUGCAUCGGCUGGGCAUAUAUUGGAAACUCUAAAUUCUAAUCCUAUUGUUAGUACCUCUAUAGUUUCUGCCCAGCUGAACCUUGAACUCCUUAUGUAUGGCUUCCUUAGGUUGAAUCAUUACCGUGACAUUAUCUUGUACAUAUGACAUAUCGUUGGAUAGUACUGCUCAUUGUCAUUGAAAUUUUCUUGUAUAAAUGUGUAUUGGUACCUAUUUUUCA
Molecule: messenger RNA, 2581 nt
Organism: Prunus dulcis (almond)
Lineage: Eukaryota; Viridiplantae; Streptophyta; Magnoliopsida; Rosales; Rosaceae
Product: heparan-alpha-glucosaminide N-acetyltransferase
Exons: 14
Coding region: 963-2303 (446 amino acids)
Source: RefSeq, a predicted model, not a curated record